GUCUCUUUGCAUGGUCGGAACGGAGGAGCGUGACGCCCAACGCGGCCAUGGCCACCUUCAUGGCACCAGGGUCCUUCUUCACCGUGGUGCACCUGAGUAUCGGCCAGCCGGGCGGGGACCUGAUGGGAGCGAUGCUCUUCGCCGACAGCACGCUCUCGUUCCUGGCCACGCUCGUGCUCCUCUGGGCGAGGCGAGCACUGUGGAGUCGUAGCUUCCACCCCAGCUAUGUGUCCUUCACCUUCCCCUUGGCGUCCACGGCCACUGGUGCAUUGUUGGUCCCAGAGCGCUUGCCCUUCAUGGCCUCUCCGCUGCUCAGUGCGUAUGGCCAACUGCUUCUGUACGUCGCCACGGCGGUGAUUCUGGCGGUGCAGGUGCGCUUCAUCUACUUCCUCAUCUCGCUUCGGCAGAAGAAGAAGUGAUUGGCGGGAAAAAGAGCCCCAAUGCUCCUCGCACAAAGGAUCGCAAAAGGGUUCGAAGCUUGGAUGAUCUUGGAUGAAUUGUGAACUCUCAGCAGGUCCGCGCGAAC
This is a messenger RNA of Durusdinium trenchii, 526 nucleotides long. The record is from the annotation of a GenBank genome assembly. NCBI's taxonomy places the organism in Eukaryota, Dinophyceae, Suessiales, Symbiodiniaceae.